GAACUUUGAACAAAAUUGAGAUUUGUUGAACUUCGGUCAACGUUCAAAGUGUCAAGCAAUUAUGUUGGCGUCCAUCCUCAGCUAAUUUACUCCGGUGCAAUUCCUUCACUGCUAAACUACUAAUCGAAUGAGGUUUUAAUUAAUAAUUAUUCUUCAGCACAAAAAUGAAGCGUUAUGUUUACAUCAACGAUAAUAAAUCCAUGCAUGAACUUUUCUGUGACAACCGCAUAUCGAAUCGGAAAUACACUUUGUUGAACUUUCUUCCUAAGAAUUUAUGGGAACAGUUCAGCCGAUUUAUGAACCAGUAUUUUCUUUUGAUUGCUUGUCUUCAGUUGUGGUCACUUAUCACCCCUGUCAAUCCUGCCAGCACCUGGGGUCCGCUUAUAUUUAUAUUUGCAGUGUCAGCAAUAAAAGAAGCAUGGGAUGAUUACAAUCGUUAUCUUUCUGACAAGAAUGCAAAUGAGAAAGAAGUGUGGGUUGUAAGGGACGGCAUUCGAAAGCAUAUUCAAGCUCAAGAUAUUCAUGUAGGUAGUCUUGUGUGGCUUCGUGAAAAUGAUGAAGUUCCAUGUGAUCUCGUUCUGCUUGGCUCUUCUGAUCCUCAUGGGGUAUGUUACGUGGAGACUGCUGCAUUGGAUGGUGAAACGGAUCUAAAAACAAGAGUUAUUCCUUCAGCAUGCAUGGGCAUAGACUUUGACCUACUACACAAAAUAAAGGGGGUGAUCGAAUGCCCUAAUCCAGAUAAGGAUAUCAUGAGAUUUGAUGCUAAUCUCAGAUUAUUUCCUCCUUUCAUUGACAAUGAUUUAUGUCCUUUAACGAUUAAGAACACACUUCUUCAAUCAUGCUACCUGAGGAAUACUGAAUGGGCUUGUGGAGUGGCAGUCUACACUGGCAAUGAGACAAAGCUCGGAAUGAGUCGUGGAGUCCCAGAACCCAAGUUAACUGCUGUUGAUGCCAUGAUUGAUAAGUUGACAGGAGCAAUAUUUGUUUUCCAGAUUGUGGUUGUGACUGUUUUAGGUGUAGCUGGAAAUGUCUGGAAAGAUACUGAAGCAAGAAAGCAAUGGUAUGUUCAAUAUCCUGAUGAGGGCCCAUGGUAUGAACUGUUGGUGAUUCCUUUACGGUUUGAGCUGCUAUGCUCCAUAAUGAUACCCAUUUCUAUAAAGGUAUCUCUUGACCUUGUUAAGAGUUUAUAUGCAAAGUUUAUUGACUGGGAUCUUGAAAUUUUUGACCAAGAAACAGGUGUUCCCUCUCAUGCUGCAAAUACCGCAAUAAGUGAAGACUUGGGUCAAGUUGAAUACAUCUUGACUGAUAAAACUGGUACAUUAACAGAGAACAAAAUGGUCUUCAAGAAGUGUUGCAUUGGUGGGAUUUUCUAUGGGAAUGAGAGUGGGGACGCUAUUAAAGAUGCUGCACUUCUUGAUGCUGUUGUCUGUAAUUCAUCUGAUAUUAUCAGAUUUCUAACUGUCAUGGCCAUAUGUAAUACAGUUAUACCAACAAAAAGCAAGAGUGGAGAUAUUGUUUACAAGGCACAAUCUCAGGAUGAAGAGGCCCUAGUUCAAGCUGCUGCUCACUUGCAUAUGGUUCUAAUAAAUAAGUCUUCCAAUAUUCUCGAGAUCAAUUGCAAUGGUUCGUUGAGACGAUAUGAACUUUUAGAUGUACUGGAAUUCACAUCUGAUAGGAAGAGAAUGUCAGUAAUAGUAAAAGAUUACCAGAAUGGGAAAAUUAUCCUAUUGUCAAAAGGGGCUGAUGAAGCAAUUUUUCCUUGUGCUAAUUCUGGUCAACAUCUAAGGACAUUUGCCGAAGCCGUUGAGCUCUAUGCUCAGUUAGGAUUGCGGACAUUAUGCUUGGCCUGUCGCGAGCUUAAGGAGGAUGAAUAUCAUGAAUGGUCUGUGAUGUUUAAGGAGGCCAACAGCACUUUGGUUGAUAGGGAGUGGCGGAUAGCUGAAGUAUGCCAAAUAAUAGAGCGUGACCUUGAAAUCCUUGGCGUAACUGCAAUAGAGGACCAUUUGCAGUACGGGGUGCCUGAAACGAUUGAAACUCUCAGAAAAGCUGGAAUUAACUUUUGGAUGCUAACUGGAGACAAGCAAAGCACUGCUAUUCAGAUUGCCCUUUCUUGCAAUUUUAUAUGCCCUGAACCAAAAGGUCAGCUGCUGUUGAUUGAUGGAAAAACUGUAGAUGAAGUUUCCAGAAGCCUUGAAAGGGUCCUACUUACAAUGAGAGUAACAACUGCAGAGCCAAAGGAUGUGGCCUUUGUAAUUGAUGGUUGGGCCCUGGAAAUUGCACUUAAACAUUACAAAAAAGCAUUCUCUGAGUUAGCAAUACUGUCAAGAACAGCCAUAUGUUGCCGUGUGACUCCAUCACAGAAAGCUCAGUUGGUACAACUGCUAAAGUCAUGUGACUACAGAACAUUGGCUAUUGGUGAUGGUGGUAAUGAUGUGAGGAUGAUACAACAAGCUGAUAUUGGUGUUGGAAUCAGCGGCAGGGAAGGUUUACAAGCAGCACGGGCAGCCGAUUACAGUAUUGGAAAAUUUCGAUUUUUAAAGAGAUUGAUUCUUGUGCAUGGACGCUAUUCAUACAACCGAACAGCAUUUCUAUCACAAUACUCCUUUUACAAGUCCCUCAUUAUUUGCUUUAUACAAAUCUUAACAUUCAGUUUCUCUUUCGUUUCAGGAAUAUCAGGAACUAGCCUUUUCAAUUCUGUUAGUUUGAUGGCAUAUAAUGUCUUCUACACAAGUGUCCCUGUUCUAGUUAGUGUUCUCGACAAAGAUCUAAGUGAGAGGACAGUGAUGCAGCAUCCUCAGAUCUUAUUUUACUGUCAAGCUGGAAGGCUUCUGAAUCCAAGUACGUUUGCUGGUUGGUUUGGACGGUCUCUUUUCCAUGCCAUUGUCGUAUUUAUUAUCAGCAUAAAUGCAUAUGCUGGUGAGAAAAGUGAAAUGGAGCAGGUAGCUAUGGUGGCGUUUUCAGGAUGCAUAUGGUUGCAAGCUUUUGUUGUAGCACUAGAAACAAAUUCUUUUACAGUAUUACAGCAUCUGGCAAUAUGGGGCAAUCUUCUUGCCUUCUAUAUCAUCAAUCUUAUCGUCAGCGCUAUCCCAUCAUCAGGAAUGUACACAAUCAUGUUUCGAUUGUGUAAGCAACCGUCUUAUUGGAUUACUAUGUUUCUUAUUGUGGUGGCAGGCAUGGGUCCAAUAGUUGCUUUAAAGUACUUCCGUUUCACAUACAGGCCGAGUAAAAUCAACCUACUGCAGCAGACUGAGCGUUUGGGUGGCCCCAUUUUAUCACUAGGUAAUAUAGAACCUCAGCCGAAGUCGGUCGAGAAAGAAGUUUCACCCUUGUCUAUAAGUCACCUGAAAAGCAGGAAUCCAGUUUUUGAGCCUCUGUUGUCAGACUCACCGACUUCCCUUAGACGCUCAUUUGGCCCCGGAACACCUUUGGACUUUUUCCAGUCACAGGGUAGGUUAUCGUCAAACUACUCGAGAAAUUGCAAGGACAAUUGAUUCCUCAAUCUUGAUGAGUGUAUAGCACUAUACGAAGGCCUUGUUUCAUUUGAAAUGUUGUCUUAUAGUUGUAGGCUUAUUGCACAAGAUACUAUUAGAAUGUACAGUUUCUGGUAGGUUUUUUUCUUGCACAAAUUGUUGUAUGAGCGGUUUCAAUGAGAUACGCGUCUUAUACAUAAGUUAAAUAACUCAUCUAAUACAUAUUAUGAGAAUAUGAGCAUUUUGUUC
Messenger RNA from Amaranthus tricolor (Joseph's coat), 3719 nucleotides. Its product is annotated as phospholipid-transporting ATPase 2. NCBI's taxonomy places the organism in Eukaryota, Viridiplantae, Streptophyta, Magnoliopsida, Caryophyllales, Amaranthaceae. Gene Ontology annotation, biological process: phospholipid translocation. Gene Ontology annotation, cellular component: plasma membrane. The coding region runs from base 165 to 3491 and encodes 1108 amino acids. The record is from RefSeq and is a predicted model, not a curated record. The transcript has 25 exons. Gene Ontology annotation, molecular function: magnesium ion binding; ATP binding; ATPase-coupled intramembrane lipid carrier activity.